CCCUACCCGCGCCGAGCAGCGGACUGAAACCACACCUCGCCGCCGCUUAUCCCGAGUACCAACCGAAACGCGCGGCCCCCAUGGCAUCCGCCGUUUCGCUCCUCCUCCUCUCGUCCCCGCGCCCGCUCCACCGCACAUCCGGCCACCUCCUCUGCAGCCCCCGCCGCCGCGCCCUCCCACCUCCACCGUGCCCCGCCCGAUCCCCGCGCCGCCUCCUCGCCGCCCCGCCGCGCGCCUCCAACAACAACGACAACAGCGGGGCCGUGGAGGCUCCCGACCGCCUCGUGGCCGCGGUCGCCUACCUCUACCCGUUCCUCGACGGCGCGCACCACGGCCGCUUCCUCCUCGCGCAGUUCCCCUUCUUCAGCGCGCUGCUCCGCCCGCUGGGCCCCGCGGCGCGCCUCUUCCACUCCUCGCCGCUCACGCCCUUCCUCCUCUUCCUCACGCUCUACUUCGCCGUCGUGCGGAACCAGCAGGCCUUCUCCCGCUUCGUCCGCUUCAACGCCAUGCAGGCCGUCGUGCUCGACGUGCUGCUCAUCUUCCCCGACCUGCUCGCGCAGUCCUUCGCGCCAUCCGGCGGGGUCGGAUUCGAGAUCUUCCAGAGCAUGGAGAGCACGGUGUUCCUCUUCCUGCUCGUCUGCUUGGUCUACGGCGGGGGCGCGUGCCUGCUCGGGAAGACGCCACGGUUGCCUAUCGUCGCGGAUGCAGCCGAGCGCCAGGUGAUGUGACUACAGUUCGCUUGAAUCAUGCUGAUGAGAAGGGAAAGGGGAUCUGUGACUCACAGUGACAUCUCAAUUUCUCAAUGAUUUACUGGCGCUUGCUGCAAAUCACAAGCUUAGUAUAGUUUACAUUGUCCAUAGCUCUAGCUACCAAUUUAAUGGAUGAAUUGUGGAAGGUUGACACAGUGACGUUGCAACCUAGUCUACUACCAUAUUUGUUGAAUUGACAAAUUUUGAGAGAGCAAUACAUAUACACUGUUUUUACAAUCUGAA
This is a messenger RNA of Setaria italica (foxtail millet), 992 nucleotides long. Its product is annotated as protein TIC 20-v, chloroplastic. The record is from RefSeq and is a predicted model, not a curated record. The transcript has a single exon. Lineage: Eukaryota; Viridiplantae; Streptophyta; Magnoliopsida; Poales; Poaceae. Bases 81 to 728 code for a protein of 215 amino acids.